Messenger RNA from Chenopodium quinoa (quinoa), 339 nucleotides. RefSeq names its product RNA-binding protein 12-like. The transcript has a single exon. The coding region runs from base 1 to 339 and encodes 112 amino acids. The record is from RefSeq and is a predicted model, not a curated record. Lineage: Eukaryota; Viridiplantae; Streptophyta; Magnoliopsida; Caryophyllales; Amaranthaceae.
AUGGCUUCAUCUAAGUACAUGAUCAUAUUCGGUCUACUUAUGGCCAUGUCAUGCAUCGACGUGAGCCUUGCAGCACGCCAUCUAUUGCAGACGGUGCCUACCUUACCCAACCCGACUACUGCCAUUCCCCCAUUGCCUACAAUCCCAACAACUCUGCCUCAGCCUAGUAUCCCACCGAUGCCAAGCACCCAAAUCCCGUCUCUCCCAAACAUGCCUUCCAUUCCAAACAUGGCUCUCCCUCCCAUGCCAAACCUUCCAACCACCAUUCCCACCACCAUCCCCAACCUUCCGACAUCUAUCCCUUCGAUUCCUUCCCUUUCUCCACCUCCUUCAAACUAA